Ogataea angusta is the source of this 2349-nucleotide messenger RNA. RefSeq lists its product as uncharacterized. Bases 1 to 2349 code for a protein of 782 amino acids. NCBI's taxonomy places the organism in Eukaryota, Fungi, Ascomycota, Pichiomycetes, Pichiales, Pichiaceae. The record is from RefSeq and is a predicted model, not a curated record. Gene Ontology annotation, molecular function: sulfate transmembrane transporter activity. The transcript has a single exon. Gene Ontology annotation, biological process: transmembrane transport. Gene Ontology annotation, cellular component: membrane.
AUGUUCCAGUCCAACUUCGAAAGCUCAGUUGAAAACGAUCGUCCGGAGAUCGAAUACCAGACGGCAAGUGUGGCUUCGUCCCGAGAGUCCGUGGCGAAUGUUGUCAUUGAGGAAUACAACGAAGAGCCUGUUCCUGCCUUCGACUACGUCAAAGAGAUCGUGGAAAGUCCCCGUUCCAAGGCCACCACCUACGUGAAGUCCCUGUUCCCUAUUCUUGGGUGGAUUGGCCACUAUCCAUUCACUCCGUCCUGGGUCUACAGUGACUUUGUGGCUGGUGUCACCGUUGCCAUCGUGCUUGUUCCUCAGUCCAUGUCGUACGCCCAGCUCGCCGGCUUGUCCUCUGAGUAUGGUCUCUAUUCGUCGUUUGUUGGUGUGCUGAUCUACGCCUUCUUUGCCACUUCCAAGGACGUUUCCAUCGGUCCCGUUGCCGUGAUGAGUUUGGAAGUUGGUAGAUUAAUUGCUCGUGUGCAGGAAAAGACAGACAACGCCUACGCGGCUCCGGUCAUUGCCACGAUGGUGGCCCUGUUGUGCGGUUCGAUCGCUCUUGGUUUGGGUCUUCUGAGACUCGGUUUUAUCGUCGAGCUCAUCUCGCUGCCGGCCGUUCUCGCCUUCAUGACCGGCUCGGCGUUCAAUAUCAUUGUCGGCCAAGUCCCUGGUCUCAUGGGUUUUGGUAGCUACGUCAACUCCAAGACAGCAACCUACAAAGUCGUCAUCAACACCUUGAAAAAUUUGCACCGUACCAAAGUGGACGCUGCAUUUGGGUUCGUGUCGCUGUUCAUUCUCUACGCCUGGAAGUACACCACGUCCUACCUCUACAAGCGCUACCCAAAACAGAAGAUCUACUUUUAUCUGCAGCAGCUGAGAAGCGCAAUUGUGAUUAUUUUCAGCACCCUCAUCAGCUACCUGAUUAUUAGACACCACAAGACCGAACACAGUUUUAGUGUGAACGGAAACGUGCCUUCUGGACUGAAGCACGUCGGAGUCAUGGAGACGCCUCCUGGGCUUGUGGGCCACAUCGCCUCGGAGCUGCCGGCUGCUACCAUCAUUCUAGUUCUCGAACACAUCUCCAUCUCUAAAUCGUUCGGAAGAAUCAACGACUACAAAAUCAACCCUAACCAGGAACUGAUCGCCAUCGGUGUGACCAACCUGAUCGGUACUUUCUUCAACGCAUAUCCCGCCACCGGCUCCUUCAGCAGAACCGCCUUGAAGGCCAAGUGUGGUGUCAAGACUCCGUUUGCCGGAAUCUUUACUGGAGCCUGUGUGCUGCUCUCCAUCUACUGUUUCACGGACGCUUUCUACUACAUUCCAAAGGCUUCCUUGUCGGCCAUCAUCAUCCACGCCGUGGGUGAUCUUCUCGCGUCGCACAAAAUCACCUGGAACCUGUGGAAAAUCCAGCCACUGGACUUUGCCAUUUUCCUCAUUGGCGUGGUCAUCACUGUGUUUGCAACCAUUGAAGAUGGAAUCUACUUCGUUGUUUGCGCCUCUGUGGCUGCAGUUCUAUGGAGAUUGUGCAAGCCAAACGGCACUUUCCUCGGAAGAGUGCGUGUCGUUGAGGUUGUCGACCCAAUUGUGGCCCCUGCUGACAACCAGCUAGAAGACGACAGCAACAAGAAGAGCGAUGCCAACGUCGAGAGCAGACCUGUCUACAGAACGCACUACAGAUGGGUGCCGCUUAGAACCAGUCCUAACAGCUCCACGCCCGUGCACUGUGUCUACGUCAACGAGAGAGUUGCCGUGUCUCCUCCGCCUCCAGGAGUGAUUGUGUUCCGCCCGAGCGAGGCGUUCAUCUACUCCAACUGUUCUAGACAAAUAGACGCCGUUCUAGACGAAGUGAAGAGAGUCACGCGUCCAAAACAUGCUAAAGUUGAGAAAACAUUCAAUAAUCCAGGACAACUGAACGUGAAGUGGCUGCACAAAAUUACGCGCUACCAAGAGCCUGAGGAAGACAAUAGGCCGGUCCUGAAGAUCGUCCACUUCGAUUUCAGCCAGGUGACGUUUGUCGAUGCGACUGCAGUGCAGUCGUUGAUCGACCUGAAAAAGAGUCUGGACCUCCAUGCGGGCCACGACUACGAGAUCCACUUCUCGGGAAUAAUCAGUCCAUGGAUCAGACGGGCUCUCAUUGGCGGCGGAUUCGGCCGCAGCGUGCACGACGAGUCCGACCAGGAGCCAAAGAGCGCAGAUUCCUCGGUGGAAGAACUGGAAGAGGACAAGCCCAAGUAUGGUGAUGUCGAGAGACAUACUUUGGAUGCUGGUCUUGGCGAAGACUCCUCCCACCUGUAUGCGCUUUCGGGAACUAACUACCCAUGUUUCCACUUCGAUAUUCCAUCUUACACGUAUUUGGACGAGUGA